GCGACGAUUUUGAUGCCAUAAAUUAGAACAAUAUAGUCCAUCAUUUUAUGGAGAUCGCGGCGCAACGCUCUUUGCUAUUGAGUGCCUACAGUAAGUUAGAUGACUUUGAAAAGGACUGAAAAAUAAGCGGAAACAUGUUGCAGCGUACAAAGUCGGCGCGAAAUCGAAAGAUUAGUGGAAGAAAACCCAUUGUCUUCCCCCCACCACAGAAGCACUACAAAAUCGUCUUCAUUAAGGCGCCAUCACCACCCGCCCCAACAGCGCCAGUGAUUCCGGUCUUCCCACAAAACGAAGAGAAGACACUGGUUUAUGUGUUGGUGAAGAAACCCGAAGAGCAGCCCGAAAUUGUCAUACCCACACCAGCGCCUACGCAGCCCAGCAAACCAGAAGUUUACUUCAUUCGCUACAAGACACAAAAGGAAGAGACCGGUCCAUAUCCGAACAGCAUUUCGCCACCACCAUCGGGCGAUUAUGGGGCACCAGCAGCGCCAUCGGCACCUUCAGCGCCUAGCUCAUCGUAUGGUGCACCAUCGCACUAAGCGUGAAGAAGCAAAUCAAUAGAGCAAGUGUGCGAAACUAAGCAAACGGAUCCAAAGCAUUUUUUGUUUAUAUUUACUAGAAGAAGUGAAGGUGAAGGUGAAGCCCAAAUGCCGAUGUGAAAAGUAAUUAAUGAUAAAAGUGAAGAAAAGAAUUGGAGUUUAGGUUUAUAAGAAUGAGAUUGAGAAUUAUCCAUUGAGUAGCGUGUGGCAGUGUUGUAAGUUUAGCAAAUAUUUACGAAAUUUUGUAGAAGUUUUUUAUGCACUUUAAACUAACUAGCUAACAGUAAAGUCGGUGACGUUUUGUUUGCAAAUUCUCUUCGUUGUUGUUACUCGUACUAUUACUAACAUACGCUACGAUUUUUUAUCUAUGUAUGUAUAUGCUUAUGAAAAAGCUAAUUUUUUAUUAUUAAUUAACUAAUUACUGAUUACUGCUUAUUAAGCAACGUGAAAGCGAAAAAAAAUUUAACGUGUGACAACCAGCUAAGCCUCGAAAUGCCAGCUCAUGCUGGCUCAUGUUUUUGUUUUAAAGAAUUUGUUUAUAACGAUUUUGAAGUUCAUUCAUGAAUUCAUUGAAAGCUCAUCGAAAGCUCAUCGAAAGCUCAUCAAAAGCUCAUCGAAAGCUCUACGAAAACUUAUUGCCGUUUUUAUUUUUUAGUUCUUUGAUAUAUGUAGUUAUUUUUGUUGUUUCUAAUGACCGCAGCGUUGGCGAUUUGUGCAGCGAGCGCUCUUUAAAAGCCGCCGCUCCCUCUCUCUACUCAACUCUCUUCUUGUUUUUCGUUCGUCUGUAGCGGCUCCUUGUUCGCGCGCACUUUUUAGCCUUCGCAGUUCGGCUGUUUGUUUCAUAUUUAAUUAUGUUUUUUUAAAUGUAUGUUAAAUGAUGUUUUUAGUUUUAAAUGUGUGCGUUAUACAUAAAAAAAAAAAAUGAAAUGUUUAAAUGUUAAUAA
Molecule: messenger RNA, 1483 nt
Organism: Rhagoletis pomonella (apple maggot)
Lineage: Eukaryota; Metazoa; Arthropoda; Insecta; Diptera; Tephritidae
Product: formin-like protein 14
Exons: 2
Coding region: 135-539 (134 amino acids)
Source: RefSeq, a predicted model, not a curated record